AGUGUGUUUAGUUUGUGCAGUCGAACCUGGAGCAGUGACAGAUGAAUUGUCGAAAAUAGAGGAAAAGGGAACACGGGCGACUCUCCCGUGCACACAAAAAACAUGUUUCCCAAAGGCAAAAGCUCCGUCGUGCCGUCGGAUGGUCAAGCUCGGGAAAAGUUAGCUUUGUAUGUUUAUGAAUAUUUGUUACACAUUGGCGCUCAGAAGUCUGCACAGACUUUUCUAUCAGAAAUCCGAUGGGAAAAGAACAUCACGUUAGGAGACCCUCCUGGCUUCCUGCAUUCCUGGUGGUGUGUCUUUUGGGAUCUGUACUGUGCAGCUCCAGAGAGGAGAGAUACAUGUGAGCAUUCAAGUGAGGCGAAGGCAUUCCAUGACUAUAGUGCCGCAGCAGCCCCGAGUCCUGUUCUUGGGAACAUGCCACCAGGAGAUGGCAUGCCAGGUGGACCCAUGCCUCCUGGAUUCUUCCAGGGCCCUCCCGGCUCCCAGGCCUCCCCUCACGCUCCUCCUCCCCCUAACAGUAUGAUGGGACCCCACGGCCAGCCUUUCAUGUCACCUCGCUUUGGUGGGGGACCAAGACCACCCAUCAGAAUGGGGAACCAGCCUCCUGGUGGAGUACCAACCGCUCAGCCAAUGCUCCCAAACAUGGAUCCUAGACUACAGGGGCCAAUGCAGAGGAUGAAUGUUCCCAGAGGAAUGGGUCCUAUGGGCCCCAGUCCCCAGAAUUUUGGAGGAGGGAUGAGACCACCACACAACUCUAUGGGCAUGCCAGGAGUGAACAUGGGGCCUGGAAAUGGCAGACCACCGUGGCCAAAUCCAAACAACAAUAUGCCUUAUUCAUCACCAUCUCCUGGUGCAUAUGGGGGUCCACAAGGAGGGGGACCUCCAGGAACACCUGGAAUUGUCCCUAGUCCAGCAGACUCCAACAACUCCAGUGAAAACCUGUACACCAUGAUAAACUCAGGAGGAGGAGGUCGAAACAGCUUUCCCAUAGGCCCAGGCUCUGAGGGCCCUCUAGGGGCCAUGGCAGGAAUGGACCCAAUGCAUAUGAAUGGAGGUUCAGGUGACCUGGAUGGACUUUCAAAGAAUUCUCCCAACAAUAUGAGUGGCAUGAGCAAUCCACCUGGGACCCCUAGAGAUGAAGAUGUAGGAGGCAGCUAUCUUCAUUCUUUCCAGAAUGAGAAUCAGUACUCUCCCUCCAUGACCAUGAGCGUCUGAUGCCAGUCUGUUUGCUAAGUCUUGAAAACACAGUUGGCGAUCUAUGACACAGACAGAGUACAUAUACAGGAAAUGGAAUUUGGUGGGACUGCCCUGGGUCCUCACAAGUGGUCCCAUGCAAUAUUAAAAUUAUUUUCAUUACUUUUUUUUUUUUUAUGGCUAUCAAACUUUUUCUCCUCUUAAGAUCAGAAGAUCUAAAUGUGACUCGAUGCUCCUGGAAUUGUUUUUCUCCCCCUCUGAGGCCAUCUCUCAUUAAGAAGCAAAGUAUGGUUACUGCUGACAUAAUCUCUGGAUGUGUGUACAUUUUGUACGGAAGAGGAAUAUCGCAGUUCACUCUCUCGAAUCCGACAUCCAACUUCAGCAUGGUUUACACGUACAAAACUUUCACCAACCUUUUGACACUGAACUCUCAUUCGUGGCCUUGAAUUCUGUGAAUAUUUUAUUGCCUUUCAAUGACCAGUUUUAUUUUUCUCCAGUGAAACGCAUCAAGUGGUGAGAGAAUGUGGUCUUUUCUGAAAGGGAAAGACUCUGUUGUAUUUUACUUGUAUACUCUCAUUUUUGUCUUUUAAGCAUUAUAAGCAGCUGCUUUUUACGAAUAACUGCAUUGACGGGUCCCGUCCUGAAGAUUUUUCUCUGCACUGAUAUCAUGUUCACUUUUAUUUUUCUGAUAUUUUGACUGCUGUCUCAAUCUUUGGUCAAAGACUGAUACAUUGAUCCUCUCAGAUGCUGACCCUGAUAAAUAUACUACCUACGAGACCUUUGCCGCAGUCUCCACAGGCAGGUGACUGGAUUACCCGCCUGGAUGUCUCCAUGCAAAAUGUUCGACUGUCGUUGCGUUAAUUAUUUCAUAAUGAUUUUGUGAUGGUGGAAGAUACCCAUAUCAUGUUUUUUUUUGUUUGUUUGUUUUUUUUACACACAUGUAAUUCUCUGCCAUGUGCCUCUGUUGUUUUAGCUUUGAUAAUGGAUACUGGUUAUGGGGCUCCAUCACAGAAGGAUGUUGCUUGUGUAAGCCAGACUGUAGUGUGUUCAGGUUUGUUUUGUAUUAAGUCUAAUUUGAGCAACGUCAGACACAGUCAUAAUACAUUUAGAAUGGUAACUUAUUCUAUUUAUACAGACAUUUGGUAAUUGUUUUACAUUUAGUAGUUGUUAUGCACUGCUUUUGUUAGCUUGUGCAUCAUACUUUCAACUGUGGGCUAUAUAGGCUUGUUAAUAUAUUGACUACUAAAUUAUUUGGGUCUUUUUUUAGGAUAUUUUGUCUUUUGAUUUCGAUCAAUCGUUUAUACUAAUGCAAAAGGAAAGCAGUGUUUGAAAAUCUUUCAGCCUACCUUCAGAUUCCAGCUCAUUGCUUAAAGAGAAAAGGGAAAGCUAAAUGUGAAAUUAUUUUAUCUUUGGAAAACUAUGUAAAGCUCCUGAUGUUCCCAGACUCCUUUAAGGUAGCAUCUCUCCUAUGGGCCAAGAUCCAGCCAUUUAAUUUCCAUGUAAAUCAUUCUCUUUAAAUCAGUGAACCAGUUUCAAUGUAAGAUAAAGUUGUUCCCAAAUUGU
Xyrauchen texanus (razorback sucker) is the source of this 2757-nucleotide messenger RNA. RefSeq names its product single-stranded DNA-binding protein 3-like. Gene Ontology annotation, cellular component: nucleus. NCBI's taxonomy places the organism in Eukaryota, Metazoa, Chordata, Actinopteri, Cypriniformes, Catostomidae. The record is from RefSeq and is a predicted model, not a curated record. Gene Ontology annotation, molecular function: single-stranded DNA binding; protein binding. Gene Ontology annotation, biological process: positive regulation of transcription by RNA polymerase II. Bases 103 to 1215 code for a protein of 370 amino acids. The transcript is spliced from 18 exons.